Molecule: messenger RNA, 315 nt
Organism: Arachis duranensis
Lineage: Eukaryota; Viridiplantae; Streptophyta; Magnoliopsida; Fabales; Fabaceae
Exons: 1
Coding region: 1-315 (104 amino acids)
Source: RefSeq, a predicted model, not a curated record
AUGACAGGAGUAGGUAGAGCGAUUAAAGCGAAGAAGUUGAAUCCUCGGUACAUCGGUCCGUUUCAGAUCCUGGAGAGGGUUGGACCGGUAGUGUAUCGGAUGGCUCUACCACCCCACCUUUCAAACCUGCAUGACGUAUUUCUCAUGUCGCAGCUUUGGAAGUAUACUCCUGAUACUAGCCAUGUGUUAGAACCUGAAUCGGUUCAGUUAAAAGAAGAUUUGACACCUCCGAUGACUCUGGUUAGAAAUGACGAUACGAGUAUAAAACGAUUGCAUGGAAAAGAGGUUUUAUUAGUCAAAGUGGCAUGGAGUUGA